ACACAUCGAACAGUUUGUGCUGGAAAUUCCUUAUGUUUGUUGUUGAGUAGGAGCAUUGUGCAAGCCAGCUAUGCACUUCCGGAAAAGGGCUGCCUUUUUUUCAGUAUCAAAGAGUUUGAUUUGCUACGCGUAUCUAGCUUAGCAUACUAGCCAGUAAAGCUGAAUCCUGUUUGUAAUUCCAGCUACUGUUAGCUAUACAUUGAUGAUAAUCAUUUUCUAUAGUUCACAUUAAAACAAAUUCCACAUGCAUGUAUCGCAAUGGGCUGUUUGUUCCACUCACUUUGAAAAGUCAGCUGCACGAGAAACUAUUUGCAAUGCCAGCUAAUUGUUUCAUUUUUGACUUCCAGUUAGCCAGCAAACCAUUUCGCUUGCAAAAAGCUAUCUGUGUACGUUUGAUGGCGGCGCUAUUUUCAGGCCGCGCUCCAAAAAUAUUCCUAGCAUGAAAUAUCCGAUUUUAAAGAGACAGUCACAUUGGUCAUGAUUGCAACUGACCCCAAUAAUCCACAGUGCAUAUUAUUUGUACAGUCCAAUUGUUGUAUUAAUACUCUCGCGAUACAUUAUCAUGCUUGAGCUAUUUGUGAGAUUGCGUGAGAAUUCAGCCAGGUACAGUAGCCACCAAACUCACUGUACACAAGUAGUAGCUCUCUGCUGUGCCCAUUUGCUAGCUAGCAUACUGUAUUUUUUUAGGGCCUUUUAAUUCUGUAUUCUGUAGACUAGGAGUUGUAGUUAGUCAGACUCAUGCAUUGCUAUCUUUUAUUGGCACAGACCCGCACUUUUAGUACGGAUUAAAGGUCACGCAAUUUACAACAAAGUCUGAUGUGACUGGCAUUCACGGGGUGAUAGCUAGCCAGCCACAACUAAUCUAUUAGAGUUGCAGUGUCCAUUUUCCUUUGUGUACUGUGUCUUAUUUGAAUGACUGCAUGCGUUUAGGGCAAAACGGCUCCCUCGGAUUUAAUAAUGUCCUGAAUCUCUGCAGCAGACGAAUUGACAGUGACCUGCAUUAUUUUUGGUACUUGAAAUGUGUUAGACUAUUACAGUAUAUGCAAUGUGUGUUUCCAUGUAUGUUGCAGAUCAACAGGACAGUAUGGCCACCACUGUUGCUGUCAGUCCCAGCGAGUAUCUCCAACCCUCUGCCACUUCCUCUCAAGACUCCCAGCCCUCCCCACUGGCCCUCCUGGCCGCCACCUGCAGUAAGAUCGGCCCCCCUGCUGCUCAGGCCCCUGUCAGCGCCCCUCCUGCCCAACCCCAACCUCGCCGUCUCCUCCCCAUCAAGCCCGCACCCAUCGCCCCCGCCCCUCCCAAAAACCUGGGCUUCCUGUCCGCUAAAGGAAAUGUGAUCCAGCUGCCAGCGGGCCUGGGCUCCAACAGCCCCGGCACCCCCAUCGUUCUCACCAUCCAGCAGAGCCCUGGCCGCUCGAAUCAAACAUCCAACAUCCAGUACCAGGUGAUGCCGCAGCUGGGAGGCACACAGACCAUCCAGAUGAUGCAGCAGGGCGGACAGAUCCAGCUCAUCCCGGGUACCAACCAGGCCAUCAUCACCACGCCCAUGACGGUCCCCCAGCCGCAGCCCGCUACCGCGCCCAUCACCCCGCAGAAGACUGUGGCCAUCAAGCCGUCCCCCCAGGGGCGGAAACCCAAUGCAGCCAACGUGGUGCGGCUGCCCAGCGGGCUCACGCUGCCCCUCAACGUAGCCACCGGAGAGGAGCCAGUGGCAGCUCCUCCCCCUCCAACGAAGGGCAGACGAGGAAGGAAGAAGCUGGUGGCAGCAGCCCCUCCACCACAGACCACCUCUCCGCCCCCCGAGCAGAUGGAGACGAUAUUGUUAGAAGCCGGGGAGAAUAUUAUUCAGGCGGGUAACCAGCUCCUGAUCGUGCAGAACACCGGGUCAGGCCAGCAGCAGCUGGUGCAAUUGGUGCAGCAGAAACAGGAGCAGCAGGUGGUCCAGAUUCCCCAGCAGGCCCUGAAGGUGGUGCAGGCCGCCUCCGCCACCCUGCCUCAGGUCCCCCAGAGACAGCCUGCACCCAGCCUGCAACCAGAGCCCACUCAGCUGCUGAUCAAAACAGCAUCAGGCGAAUGGCAGACUGUGCAGCUCCAGGAAACCACAGUUUCCACGCCCUCCAGCAUGGUCACCACCACCCUGUCGUCCGUGGGGGCCACCAAGAGAACACUGGCGGGGGGCAGGAAGGAGAGGACCCUACCAAAAAUAGCUCCGGCAGGGGGGAUGAUAGCGUUGAACGCGGCCCAGCUCUCCUCGGCGGGCCAGGCCGUGCAGACUAUAAACAUUAACGGGGUCCAGGUGCAAGGAGUGCCCGUCACCAUCACCAAUGCAGGAGGGCAGCAGCACCUGACAGUGCAGACGGUGCAGGGCGGGGCCCUCCAGUUGGGCAGCGUGACCUCCCAGGGCCACCAGGUGCAGAUGGAGCAGACUCUGGCUCUGGAGCUGCAGGGCCAGCCUGGGGAGAAGAAACGCCGCAUGGCCUGCACCUGCCCCAACUGUAAGGACUCCGAGAAGAGGCCCGGCGAGGUAGGGAAGAGGAAGCACAUCUGUCACAUCCCAGGCUGCGAGAAGACGUUCCGGAAAACGUCCCUCCUCCGGGCCCACGUGCGCCUGCACACUGGCGAGCGGCCCUUCGUCUGCAACUGGGUCUUCUGCGGCAAACGCUUCACGCGCAGCGACGAGCUGCAACGGCACGCCAGGACACACACAGGAGACAAGCGCUUCGAAUGCAACCAGUGUCAGAAACGGUUCAUGAGGAGCGACCAUCUCACGAAGCAUUACAAAACACACAUAAACACCAAGAACUUGUGAGCUGUGCUGUAUACACAGACAUGUCCUGAUGAACUAAACCCCAUAGAGGGCCGCAGGAGAGGAUACCAAAAGAGUAGUCUCAUGAUGGGUAAACCCCAAAAAGGCCCCAUACGCCCUGUUCUCCUUACUCCCCCCUCAGGGGCUUCGUAGCCUGGAGUACAUACCAAUCCUCCCCCCACAGACUCAACUGUUCCAGUCAAUUUAUUAAUGAUAAUAUAUAUAUAUAUAAAAAUUACGGACAGCAGGCUUACCUACGUAGGCAGAAUACGUAGAACAGCGAAAGGCGUCUCCCAGAAAGAUGGGCAAGCGUGGCUGCUGUGUUCUGAUGACCUCAUGCUCUGAGCACCAUAUCCAGUCAUGAGGCCUGAGGGAGGAAUGAGAGCGAAACGGAUAGAUUUAGUCUACCAAAGUACCUGAGCCCAAAGGAGACUCCAGCCACUCUUGCCCCUUCUUGUUUUUCCAUGUUUUAUUCUUUUCAAUGUUAUUAAUAACAAAUAUUAUUGUUGUUGAAGCUCCAGAAUAAGUUUUAUUUCAAAGUUGAUCCUCAAGCCCCACGAGUAUCCAAGGUACUUUUUUCAGUCAAACAAAUCCUAUUCAGUAAAUUGCACUACAUGCAUAUCAUGUUACAUGGUUUGAAUGGUAUUUGUAAUUCUAUUCUUAUUCAAUAUCAAAGUACUAUUAUGGAUUUUUCAACAAAUAAAUGAUUUGGUUGGAAUGAACCUACAUAUCUGUGAGGCCUUGGUGACCACUUUGAAACCUUACACAGUUCCAGACUUCCAAACCCAAGUUGGCAAAAGAGUUUGUGUAUGUGCGUACAAACAUACAUUCACACAUACAUGGGCGAAUAUAGAUAUUUAUGGUGUUCAGACAUAAUACCCUUUUCGGGAGUUUUUUUUAUAUCAAAGAUGAAAAUGUAAAUUAGGUUUUGGCAUUUUUUUUGUUUGAGUGAAGAGUUACACAUUUAUUUUGAAUACACACCCCAUCCUAAUGAGUUUAAAUGUAGUGCAUUGGUAUGUGUAUAUCAUUAUGAUAUUAACUAAAUAUGUUCCAAAUAUUGGUCUGGCAUGACAAUCAUGCCACAAGAUGCACAUAAUCAACAUUAUAAUGCUUUCUCGGGCCUGUCAUAACUUGUUUAUUAUGAUCUACAUUAAGAUCCGUCUGAGGCAAAUAUGUUUGAUAGAACAUUUCUGAUUCGUGUGACAUAAAAAAUUGACAAGCUAUCUACUAUUAUUUAUCUAAGGUUUUUGGUGUUUCGAUUCCUUGAACACUCAAGGAAGGACACCAGAGCUAAACCUUUACUCGUAGUAUUACAAUAAGUUCUGUUCAAUUAAUACAUAUUGACUGUUUAUGUAGCUAACUGCAUAACUAAUCGGAAAGAUUUCUAAAUGCCCCCCCCCCCCAAAAAAAAUGGUCCUCGUGCAUUUUAAAAUGAGAUGAACAUUUCAUUGAAUAGCCAAUAGAAAAAUUGUGUCCAGUAUGUCUGGAUGCCUUAAACUGGGCCUUGGGGACGGAAAGAAAGUCCUGCUCAUAUUUAUGUUUGUAUUGUAUGUCCUGAAUGUGUAUGUACAAUGUGUCUGGGAGACACAGUAAAAUGUAGGAUAAAAAAAGUUACACUGCCUUGUAUUUUGGCCAGCCUGGUCAGAGCUGAAGGAAGCGGACUCUGUACAGUGUGAAAGGAAAAUGCGUAAUGUGACGUUGUAUAGCUUCAUUCCUGCUUUGUACACCAUUACUUCUAGAUGAUCCCUUUUCUAUCGAAUUUAAAGUUGCCUUAGACAGUUGCACCCAGUAUUUAAAGAGAUUUCUGUCUAAUUUCCAGGGAACGGCAUUUGUAGAAUUCCUUUUAUUUUUAUCUAACUUAUGUUACACAAUGCCGAUGUUUAUGUGCACUGACUUGAGCCCAGGUUGAAAAUGUGUGAUUUUUAUUUGAUUUUUAAGUAAUGAUCAGUGGAUGAGUUUUUACCUAAACUGAAAAGGUCCUAAUGUUGGUCUCAGUGAACCAGGUGCUUUUCCCUCUCUAAACCUGAUCUACCACAGUAAUAGAUUCAGAUCCUGUGUGUGUCUGAAAUGGAACCCUAAUCCCUAUAUUAUGCACUACUUUCAACCACAGCUCUAUGGUCUCUGGUAAGAAGUAGUGCACUAUAUAGGAAAUAGGGUGCCAUUUUAGACUUCCUUUGUUUAACAGGAGUCCUCAGAUAUCCAGCUAUUGCCCAUCUUUUAUAACUUGUAUUAAGGCACUUACUACAGGUGCUUGCUCCUUUUUUACAGUCACCCAACCCUCCAAUAAAGCAUUCAAACUGUA
This is a messenger RNA of Oncorhynchus gorbuscha (pink salmon), 5108 nucleotides long. RefSeq names its product transcription factor Sp2-like. Gene Ontology annotation, molecular function: DNA-binding transcription factor activity, RNA polymerase II-specific; RNA polymerase II cis-regulatory region sequence-specific DNA binding. Lineage: Eukaryota; Metazoa; Chordata; Actinopteri; Salmoniformes; Salmonidae. Gene Ontology annotation, biological process: regulation of transcription by RNA polymerase II. The record is from RefSeq and is a predicted model, not a curated record.